GAAAACCCUACUGCUAUUUUGCUCCGGUUUCCAGAAAGUUCACUGAAACCUUUUCGAAGUUUUCGGAUCUCAGAUCGGAGCUAUGGCCGAGCACGGUGAGAGCGCCGACGCCAAGGCUGAGCAGUCGCUGAUGGAGAAGAUCAGCGAGAAGAUCCAUCACGAGUCGUCGAGUUCGUCUUCAUCGGACUCCGAGACGGAGAAGGUCACUCCGGCGGAGGAGGAGACGGUCAAGGAGAAGGUCUUCCGCCUCUUCGGAAGAGAGCGCCCUGUUCACCAUGUCUUAGGCGGUGGAAAGCCUGCUGAUGUGUUCUUGUGGAGGAACAAGAAGGUUUCGGCCGGGGUUCUCGGAGGAGCUACUGCCAUUUGGGUUCUGUUUGAGUUGGUUGAGUACCAUUUGCUUGCGCUUAUCUGCCACAUUUUGAUUGGUGUUCUAGCAGUCUUGUUCCUGUGGUCCAAUGCCCAUACUAUUAUCUACAAGAGUCCACCAAGCAUGCCAGAAGUUAAACUUCCUGAGGAGCCAUUCCUGCAGGUUGCUUCUGACCUGAGGCAUCAGCUCAACUGGGCAUUUGCACUCAUUCAUAAUAUUGCAUCUGGAAAGGAGUUGAAGAAAUUCCUGAUGGUUAUUGCUGGCUUGUGGGUUCUUUCCAUUAUUGGGAGUUGGUGCAAUUUCUUGACCUUGUUUUACAUAACUUUUGUUCUGCUGCACACCGUGCCUGUUCUGUAUGAGAAGUAUGAACACAAGGUUGACCCACUUGCAGAGAAGGCAACAAUUGAGAUGAAAAAGCAGUAUGGAGUGUUUGAUGCCAAGGUGUUGACAAAGGUUCGCGAAACUGUGCUGAAAAACAAGAGGUCGUAGAAAGUGUGUUCUGUUGUGCCCUAAAAGCUCUAGGUUUAGUAGUUGAGCUUCCCAUUACGCUCCAAGCGUUUGGCUUUGUUGGUUGACUAUAUUUCUGGUUUAGUUUUGAAACUUAGGCUUUAUGUCUACAUUAUCGUGGGAAGCUUUUCAAACAUCACCUUAGCAAUACGUUUAUUCUGACAACUUUGUCUUUCAACCGUGCCUUGUACAUGAGUUGUCUUGGUGCUCCAACUAUGGUGUAUGUUACUUUCAUCAGUUUCAUGCUUGUUAUACUUUGAUUGUGAGCAUGAUGUUUUGGUGCUUCUAUGAAAUUUCUACAUUUUAGUCACUGAAAGUCUGAUACAGAGUAAUAAUAAUACAUGACAUGUUAUGCCCCA
Messenger RNA from Argentina anserina (silverweed cinquefoil), 1233 nucleotides. RefSeq names its product reticulon-like protein B5. The record is from RefSeq and is a predicted model, not a curated record. The coding region runs from base 83 to 856 and encodes 257 amino acids. The transcript has 5 exons. Lineage: Eukaryota; Viridiplantae; Streptophyta; Magnoliopsida; Rosales; Rosaceae.